Messenger RNA from Helobdella robusta, 1806 nucleotides. RefSeq lists its product as hypothetical. The transcript is spliced from 14 exons. Gene Ontology annotation, cellular component: plasma membrane. Gene Ontology annotation, molecular function: D-glucose:sodium symporter activity. NCBI's taxonomy places the organism in Eukaryota, Metazoa, Annelida, Clitellata, Rhynchobdellida, Glossiphoniidae. Gene Ontology annotation, biological process: transmembrane transport. Bases 19 to 1806 code for a protein of 595 amino acids. The record is from RefSeq and is a predicted model, not a curated record.
UCCAAACAACAAUGACAGAUGGGUUAUUUGGAAUGGUUGGAUAUAUGUAUCAUUGUUGCUUAUUUUGUGGUUAUUCUUUCAGUUGGACUGCUAGCAACUUACUAUGCAAACAAAAACAGUUCACUUGGAUUUUUCUUGGCCGGCAAGUCAAUGACAUUCAUCCCAAUAGCGGGUUCCAUAUUUGCCAGCAACAUGGGGGCUCCGAACGUGGUGGGUCUCAGCGGGUCUGCCGCUGCUUCAGGGUUUGCUCCCGUCAUGUUUGAGUGGCAAGCAGUGUUUGCACUAGUUGCUCUUGGUUGGAUUUUCGCUCCAAUAUAUUUAGCAUCGGCGACGUACACAAUGCCUGAAUAUCUUCAAAAAAGAUUCGGAGGAUCAAGACUGAGAAUCUGUCACUCAGUCAUUCAACUUCUCCUUACAGCGAUCUGUGGUAUACCGAUGGAGAUUUAUGCAGCCAGUAUUUUCAUGCACAAACUUUUGGGGUGGAAUGUUUAUUUGUCGACAGUAAUAAUUCUCGCAAUCACCGCUGUUUAUACCAUUGGAGGAGGCCUAACAGCUGUUAUAUACACAGACACGUUGCAAGCGGUCAUUCUUGUCGUUGGAGCUGCUGUUGUCGGUGUUAAAGCAAUGAUAGAAGUAGGAGGGUACAAUUCCAUGUUGGAACAAUUUCGAAAAGCAGCCUCUCGACACACGUACAUCGAACAUCAACUCUACAACAACCUCUCUUGUGGUUUUCCACCUGCCGAUUCAUUCCACGUUUUCAGAAGCACCGAGUCUGAUUUUCCUUGGCCUGGUGUUGUCUUUGGAAUGAUAUCUCUGGGUAUUUACUGCUGGUGCACCCAACAGGUGAUUGUGCAACGCAACUUGUCAGCAAAAACAGUUCUUCACAGCAAAGCGGGAUGUUUGUUGGCUGGGUACCUAAAGAUUCUUCCAUUCUUUCUUUUUAUAAUUCCUGGCAUGAUUAGUAGAAUUCUUUACGCUGACGAUGUUGCCUGUUCUUCUCCGGAAAUAUGCCAAGAAAAAUGUGGAAACCCAGCUGGAUGCACUAACAUCGCCUACCCAAUGCUGGUUUUGAACAUUCUCCCAAAAGGGAUCAAAGGUCUGAUGUUGGCGGCUCUCCUGUCGGCACUGAUGAGUUCAUUAACAUCGUACUACAACAGCGGUUCCUCGCUGUUCACACUGGACAUCUAUUCACAUUUCAGAAAAAAGGCAUCUGAGCUUGAAAAAGUUUUGGUCGGACGAUUGUUCGGUCUCUUUUUAGUGUGCUUGAGUGUAGCUUGGCUGCCCAUUCUGCAGUCUGUACAAGGAAGUCAGCUCUGGAAUUACUCACAAGCUGUUUAUUCUUACUUGACUCCUCCUUGGACGGUUGUCUACCUGUUGGGAAUGUUCUGGACGCGCGCAACUGAACAGGGUGCAUGGUGGGGGCUAAUAGUUGGAUUGGGCGCUGGUAUCAUAAGAAUGGUUCUCGAUUUCAGUUACAGAAGCGCUCAGUGCGGUAGCUCUGAAAUAGUUAAGAGACCAGAUAUUCUUGAGAAAGUCCACUAUUUGGUGUUUGCAGUCAUUUUGUGCGUCAUAACGUUCAUUGUCAUGGUGGUGGUCUCUUUCGUCACCAAAGAACAACCACUGAACGAGCUAGAAAGAGUUACUUGGUGGACCAGAAAGAGCAAAUUAUCUCUCAACACGACAGACUGCAAAACUCAGGGAUCCAAAACAAGCAUCGGUGAGCUAAAUGAAACAAACAAUGCAAGUUCGCAAAUUGCGAUUGUUGAAACUGUUGAUGCAUCUAUUAAAAAAGAUGGUUGGUAUUAA